AUGGAGGUGUCACCAGGGCUAGUUGUGGAGAGGCCAAGCUUGGUGUGCAAAUUAAACAAGUCCUUAUACGGACUCAAACAAGUAAUCAAACAGUGGUAUGAGAAACUAACUGAAGCAUUAUAUUCUAGGGGGUACACUCAUUCAAUGCUUGACUACUCCUUAUUUUAUAAGAAGGCUGAAGGAUCAGUAGUGUUUGCGGCUGUAUAUGUAGAUGAUGUUCUUGUCACAGACCCUUCCUACUACAGGAAGUUGAUUGGGAAGCUCAACUUCCUCACUAAUACUAGGCUGGACAUUGCUUAUAGUGUACAACAUCUCAGUCAAUUCAUGCAAAGUCCCAGGGAGCCACAUUUGAAGGUUGCAUAUCAUGUUCUAAGAUACUUGAAAGGUGACCCAACCUUGGGAAUUUUUCUUACUAAUAAUGCAGACUACACAGUCAAAGCUUUUUGUGAUUCGGAUUGGGCAACAUGUCCCUAA
Molecule: messenger RNA, 474 nt
Organism: Nicotiana tabacum (common tobacco)
Lineage: Eukaryota; Viridiplantae; Streptophyta; Magnoliopsida; Solanales; Solanaceae
Source: RefSeq, a predicted model, not a curated record